UCGGAAGUUCACUAUCUAAAUGUCUCCAUGUCUGGGUUUCGUCGGUUCGGUGCGUUGACCCGAGAUCAAACCAGAUUUUGGUCGUAACUUAACCAAACAAAAUCCGAUUCCAUAUUUUAACCCGACCCACUAAUGCUUUUAAACCCCAAACUUGAAAUCCGCAAAAUUCAAGAACCCUAAAUUCUAAAAUUUUGUAACCCAGAAAUCGAGUUGCUGCAAGAUGAGCAAUGUGUCCGUGAGUUCGUCGGGAUCUACAGGUCCUCGUGGAAGAGGCAGAAUUGUCGGGGUGCCAAAGAGAUGUUGGUGCGGAGAAGAGAUUGUGGCUCUAAUUUCAAAAUCCGAUUCGAAUCCUUGCCGGAGAUACUAUCGUUGUGGUUUUGCUGCUAAACAUAGGCUAAAGAAUGAUGAACACACGUUCAAAUGGGUUGAUGAAGCUUUGCUCAAUGAGAUAGAUACAUUGAAAGAAAAGAAUGGUGAACUUGAGCAGGAGCUUAAAAAGGUUAAGACAGAGAGUUUGGAGAUUGAGAAGAUCGUUUGCGAGAAGGUCCAAAUGAAGAUAGAGAAGGAGAUAUUUGAGAAAGUGGAAGAUGCUUUAUCUGAAGCCAAAGGAAGCACUAAGAAGAUGAUGAUUGUCUUAGUGAUAGGAUGUAUAAUCAUGAUUGGAUUCAACAAAUUAGUCGGAUGAACCAUGGGAUCCCAUGAACCAUUGAUCACAUCAUUGUAGUUGUUGUAUUUUGAAUGUUGUGAUUAAGCUAAUGGAGUUUGUAGUUUGGAUUUAUGAUUAAGCUAAUGGAGUUU
Messenger RNA from Arabidopsis lyrata subsp. lyrata, 798 nucleotides. RefSeq lists its product as uncharacterized. The record is from RefSeq and is a predicted model, not a curated record. Gene Ontology annotation, molecular function: zinc ion binding. The transcript has 2 exons. Lineage: Eukaryota; Viridiplantae; Streptophyta; Magnoliopsida; Brassicales; Brassicaceae. The coding region runs from base 221 to 685 and encodes 154 amino acids.